GCGGCCUCGGGGCGUUGGUUCCUCAGAGGGAGAAUCGGAGCCGGAUCGGCGGCUUCUACCCGCCGCUGCCGCCCGGGCCAUGGAUCCCCGGGGAUUAGUCGGGAUCUUUCUGCUUGUGGCCGGGGCUGUGGGCUUGGAGACUCCGGGAGAUUGUUCACAGCCGGGUUUGAAUUGUACCAUUCAAACUGGUGGCUGUUUGGAUAGCAGUUGGCUGACACCUUCCAAGUGGACACCUUCACCUCCCAAAGAACUGCUUGUAAAUAUAGCCAAGCAAGAGGAUACAACUGGAAUCUCAGUACCUGUACUGUCCAUCAGGUGGAGACUGGGAACUGAUGCCAGUAUAAAGUAUUCUCAAGGAGUAACGAUCUCUGUGACAAAACAGAACAAUGGGGAGGAGAAAUGUGUUCAAUACCGGUUCAAUAACAUGAUAAGCAGCCAAGUAAAUCCACAAGGAGAUAAGUGGACUUUCUCCCUGGAGAGAUUUGUGGCGGAACCAGAGCAGACCUACAAGGUGUCUGCAUGCAGUUUACCAAGAGCCAACAUCAAUCAAGAUAAUGAUUGCGAAGUAUUCAUUUUUAUUGUGCCUGGUUGUAAGGAUGAUCGAAUCAAAUAUACAGAGAUCUGCAAACGUAGAGGGAGUAUAUGGAACCCCAAUAUCACACACACCAUAAGUGAGAUGAAGACAACCAUCUUCUUCCAAGCUGGCAAGUACGCCAAUAAAUACCGUGUCUGUUUGAGUAGUCAUGGUUCAGAUGGGAAGCGCUGCAACCAACAGUGUAUCUUGAAGGAAACUGAACAAAAAGCCAAUGUAACCUUUUCAACUGAAAACUGGAUGCAAAGCUGCAUGGCUUAUAAUAUUGAGAUUCAGCCAUUUUUCAUUGAUUGCGACAAUGACUGCACAAGAUUUACAAAAAAAAUAUUGAUGAUUAUUGACGGAGAACCUUCACCAGAAUUGCCAACACUAUCAACUCCAGGAGGGCCAACUGAGAGAUCUUGGUUUUUUGCUGCCACUGGUGUUUUAGUUUUCGUUAUAAUAUUUGGUUGUACAGUAUGGGUACAACUAAAAUCCAAGAGAAAUGAAAUGAAGCCCUCACAUGACAAGUUAUGGAUUGAUGAACCAACAGUUGUACACCCAGAACUUCCACAGGUGAAAAAGAAAGUCCUGAUAAUAUAUUCAUUGGACCAUGACCUCUACAAGAAUGUGGUCCUGGCGUUUGCAGAGUUCCUAAUGACUGCCUGUGGUACCAAAGUAACUUUAGAUCUUUUAGAGAUUAACAAGAUUGCGGAAGUCGGACACAUCAAUUGGCUCACAUUGCACAAAAAUGAGUCAGACAAAGUUAUAAUUUUAUGCUCCCGUGGGACAGGAUUGAAAUGGGAAGCCAUGCUGCGGGUUGGACAGAAUCAGAUUUUGCUGAGAAGUGAUGAACGCUCACCAAUGCGUGACAUGUUCACUCCCGCCAUGAACCUGAUUUUGCCAGACUUUAAACGGCCAGCUUCGUUUGGGAAGUACAUUGUUGCAUAUUUUGAUGACAUCAGCAGUGAAGAAGACAUACCUGAUCCAUUUAAUGUUGGUGUGAAGUAUAAGCUGAUGAAGCAGUUUGAGGAAAUACACUUCCGAGUGCAAGACUUGGAGAAAUAUGAACCAGGAAAAACUUACCGUGUGGCAGGAAUAACAAUGGAUGAUUACCAUGAACAUCCAUCUGGUAAAACAUUGAAAGAUGCAGUUCAAAAGUUCAAGUUGUUGCAAAUGGAGCAGCCGGACUGGUUUGAGAAAGAAUGUAUCAUCUCUCCAGACGAAGCAGGGGUUGAACCAAACUGGAAUGAAGAACCUUGUGAUCUCCUAUCAAUUAGUCAAAAUGUUGUGCGUUACAAGCCCCUUGAUGAUAUGCCCUGCACAGUGAAUGAAGUGUACAUGGCCACAUCGAGCAAUGAGGCACUUAUCAAGCAUCCAGUGGGAUUUGAGCAUAGAGUCCAAGAUAUAAGUUUGUCUCAAAAUGUAAUUGAAGUAGACUGCAAUGAGGCACAAGUGCUAAAUCCAGUAUAUACCCUGGAACCAUUGUACAGCAUGUCAUUAUCUGGCUGUAGUCAGAAUGAGUUAAACUGUCCCAACUUUGAGCUCCCUAAGGCAGAAGAGGAACCACUCUUGGAAAAGGAUUGGAUAUUGAGGAAUGAUGUCAUAGAUUUUCCUCUGCAAAGUUGUGAAGGUGACAUUACAGUGAAUGAAAUUGGUGUGCAUUCAGGAGGUGACCAAGUCUCAUGUAUUUCUCAUGAUGUAAAGAAGAAACUGGAAGAGUUUCAGCAGAUGCUAUUUCUUCAGGGUUUAAUGUCUUCACAGGACUCAACCAGACUCUCUCAUUUGCAAAGUGAGGUUAUUGGAUAUCCACAAUCUCUCUCUCUUGAGAAAGAAGAGAAUGUAGCUUCAGACCAAGGCUAUAGCUCCAAGCAGUCAUUCUCAGUGGGUGAAGUCCCGUCAGGUGUGAGCAUUUCUUCUGAAGCACUAGAUGAAUUACAAAUUCUGCAGGUAGCUUUACUUAAUGAAAGCAUGAGUAACUGAAUAGAAGGUGAACGUAUGCUGCAAAAUUGCACAAUGUUGUGACUUAUAGACAAGCUACCUUAAUGACUCAGAACAGUAAAUAUUAGCAGAGUUGUGUGGAUGAGGCAAGUCCAAUGAACUUUUCCUGCCCUCCCUUUCUUAAGUUGUGUGUCACAUGUGAAAUCAACAUGUAAGCCAUCAGGUAAAUAAUUUAAAACAGAAGUGAUUUAAAUUGCUCAUCAUGUUUGCACACUACUUAUCACUCUCUAAGACAAAUGUAGAAAUGAAAUUGACUAAAUUGACUUGUUAAAAUCUGUGACCAAAACUGGAUUCAGAAUAAAAUCUGAGUACAAAUCUGAUUAUGUAAAAGGAUUCACUCUGAAUUUCAGCCCAAUUAAUCUCUGUGAAGGACAACAAAGGGCACUAAAGCAUUAUUAAUCAAGGUAAUUCCAAGCUUGUAAGUUUAAGGUAUUGUUAGCUUUUUUUUAAAACAUACAUCCAUGUAAUAUACAUCCAAAUCAAUCUCCAGAUGCCAAAGUUGUUUUUCCUGAUAAAGUUAGUGGUGCACGUGCAUCUCGUGGCACCCGGCUCACAUUCAUUUAAAGGUAGCGUACAGGCUUUGUGCAGUUGUGUCUGAGGUAAACGGGUUUUCUUCUUGAACCCUUUGGCACAAGGGAAGGGAGCAAGAGAAUGGCAACUUGGAGACCCAGGACUGGCAAGGGUAAGUCAGUUGUAGGGCGGAGUGAAUCAUGGAGGAGUUGAAGAAGAAUACAAGAGAGAUGAGAGGGUGGGGUCAGGGCAUGGAGGAGAGAAGUCAGAAGAACCUGCCUCGUGGGGGUGAUGGGAGCAAUUCAUCAAGGUAAGAAAAUGAGGGACCCAAAGGGCAGUGUCAGCACUAUCCACUUGUGAUUCAUCUCUGGCAGAGUCCUUAUAGGGCUUUGAGUUCACCUACAACAUUUCAAUUAUCCCUGCUGAGGGUGAUUUUGGACAAUUCCCUUUACAGUGCAAAGUCUGGUUGAGCCUGCAAGUUCAGCACGUCCCAUGGAGUGACGACUACAACACUGGACAUUAACAUGAACAUUCAAUAAAGGGUGAAUGCAAAAAUACAACAUUGUUUCUUCCACAAUAAAGAAAUGUCGCUGACUCCUCUGUAAUCACCAAUGCAUGCCAACCAUGAGGCACACCAGUUCAUUUAUCUCUCUGAUUAAGCUAGUCUCAACCAAUAAUGAUGAUGCUCAUAUGAAUAAAGUGAAACCAAUGUAAUGUGGAUUAUUUACAAGUGAAAUUUAAAUUUAAAAAACACAUGCCAUCUUUAUGCUCUCAAUAAGUCUUAUGUUAAUGGCAAUGGAGUUGGGCAAUAAAGCCGUGGCUGUGAUGAACAGCCUCCCUGUUUAUCCAGGAGGCUGUUUUAUAGCCUGCCCGUACCUGUACAUUGUCUGUUGACGGUGGAUUUCACCACUGAAAAGCUUCUCCCACAGCGUGAUCGCACUUGUCUCCCAAGCACACAGCUGGCACUUCAAAUUUUCAUUGGAAUCUCUUGGAAGCCAGCAAAAAGCAAGAUUGUGGAAGUGGCGCCUACUUCCUGUUGCACCAUCAGGAAUGGCACACCACAGUUAAAAUUCUGCCCUGUUUUUGUUGGAGGGAUGAGGAAGAGUGGUGAUGGGAAUUACUUGAUCUGAACAGAGCUGUUGAGGGGAUUUCAGUAAAUGUAUGAUAAUACAAUAUUAGUCAUGCUGUGGACUGUUCCUGUUUAUAAUGUACAAUGAAAACUCAUUAUUAGCAUUAGACAUGCUCACUAAUUUGUAUCAUGUCAAUAAAUUUCUUAAUUUGA
Carcharodon carcharias (great white shark) is the source of this 4364-nucleotide messenger RNA. RefSeq names its product interleukin 17 receptor A1a (gene il17ra1a). The coding region runs from base 80 to 2554 and encodes 824 amino acids. The record is from RefSeq and is a predicted model, not a curated record. The transcript has 13 exons. Gene Ontology annotation, molecular function: interleukin-17 receptor activity. NCBI's taxonomy places the organism in Eukaryota, Metazoa, Chordata, Chondrichthyes, Lamniformes, Lamnidae.